Messenger RNA from Columba livia (rock pigeon), 4975 nucleotides. Its product is annotated as fas-binding factor 1 homolog. Gene Ontology annotation, biological process: establishment of epithelial cell polarity; cilium assembly. Bases 1823 to 4651 code for a protein of 942 amino acids. The transcript is spliced from 19 exons. The record is from RefSeq and is a predicted model, not a curated record. NCBI's taxonomy places the organism in Eukaryota, Metazoa, Chordata, Aves, Columbiformes, Columbidae. Gene Ontology annotation, cellular component: centriole; ciliary transition fiber; ciliary basal body.
AGGUCCCUCAGCCGCUCCCAUCACACUUGUGCUCCAGCCCCUCACCAGCUCCUUUCUCUUCUCUCAACUCGCUCCAGCACCUCAAGGAAUUUCUUGGCAUGAGGGGCCCAAAACUGCCCCAAGUAUUUGAGGUUUGGCUUCCCCAGUACCCAGUCCAUGGGUCGGUCACUGCCCUGGUCCUGCUGUCCAUGGGGCUGUGUGGUUCUGCAGGGGCUGGAUGGGACAAAUCCCCAACAUUCGGUGUCAGGAUGAGGCUUCCCGGGCUCAGGCCAGGUUGGGGUCACUCCGGGGAGGGUUUGUUGCCAGCAGCAGGCAGACAGGAGUGUGUCGGGGCUGUGAUGCCAGGUACUGGGCAGGUCCCUUUGCAAACCCCACAGCGUCUGGUGGGAAAACAGAGAUUGGAGAGGGGUUUGGGCCGUACCCAGUUCUUUGGUGUUUGAUAAGCAUUCGCCAUGUCCAAUGACCGGACUGAAAUUCCUGAUCAUCUGGAGGAUGAGCAGUUCCCGUCCACCCUCAUGGGGAAGAGGCAACAUCCCAGCUGGGGGGCACCAGCAGCUCCAGACCGUGGCAGCUCCGCAGAGGCCGUCUCGGGGCUUUUUUCAGUGCACCCUGGAGUUCGUGGUGGUUGUUUUUAUUAGGGUGUCCAAAGCCCGUUUUAAGUUGUCUGAGAGCACCCCCUCCUGGGCAUGGCAGAAAAGCACCGAGGAGAAAACUGAAGGAAGAGCUGCUGCUGGGUGUUCUGGGCCAUCUUGCCUAAAUCAGCGUCUUGAAGGUGGCUCUGCAUCCUGCCAGGUGCCUGACAGGCGGUACGGAGACACCCAGAAGGAAAGGACACUGUUUUCCCACUCUGAAAUCAGGCAGAGCAAACAUGGGAGAAGAUGGACGAGCUCGGGGACCUUUCCAGCUAUGUGAGUUUAUUUUGACAGUGUGGGACUUCUCCAGCCGAAGUGAAAUUCCACAGUUCUCUCCAGGCUUAGCAGCUGCUCUGCACUGAAGUAGACACACACUUAGACAGCAGCCUUGACAAAGCCCAUGCAGAAGGUUUCAGUGUUUUAAGCCAUGAGGCGUGUGGGCUUUCCAAAGAGGUUUGAAACUCCCCCGGGGGCAGCCGAGCCCCGGGCCCGCUGGGGACUCCAUUUCCCAGCACCGGCGAGAGAAGGGCCGGGCCGGGCCGGGCCGGGAAGGGCCGGGCGGGGCCGCUGCGGGCGGGGCCGGGGCUGCCGUGAGCCCGGGGCCCGGGACGAGGCGGCCAUGGCCACCAGCCCCGCGCGCGCUGGGGGCCUUGGGCGCGAGGGCGCCCCGUGUCGCGGCCACGGGACGCGGAGCGGCGGCGGUUGGUGCGGCCGGUGCGGUCGGUGCCGUUUGUGCGGUUGGUGCGGUCGCUGCGGUUGGUGCCGCGGCGGCUGCUCCGUCCUGCAGCAUCGCGGGAGGUGCUGUUCAUCCCGGCGACUUGUGCGUUUGGAGACUUCGGUUGACGCCUUGAGCUACUGGAGAGUGUGCAGAGAAGAGCAAGAGAGCUGGUCGGCGUGUGGACGCGACCAAGGAUCUUCGGUCCCCCCCUGGGGGUUGACAUCGGAGGAAUCUGCGGAGAGACCGUCUUGAGCAAGGGAAAGCCCGGCUCUUGCGAUGGCUACGCAAGCCAAGAGAGGUUUAAGUGGCUCUAUGGAUGACACCCUUGAGGACCUUUUGAGAUAUGAUGUUGAACCCCGUUGUACAGCCGGUGGGAGAGCCUUGAAGACCAGCAUGCGGGUCACCAAGGAGUUGCCUGCGGAGGUUUGCAAUGUCCCUGGAGAGGACAAGGCAGCUGCAGGGGUGAGCCCUGAUGUGGGGAGAGAACCUGGAUGUCCUGAGGGCUGGGGCUGAGGUGUCUGGCAUCACUGGCAGGGGCAAAAAGCCAGGAGAGGGGAGUGGGUGGCUGGUGGGAGACGGGCUUCCAGGUACCGAGGAUGGAGCAGAGCCCGGCAGCACCCGCUGCUGCAGCCCGGCCUUCCUGGGUGCGCUUCGGCUCCAGCGUCGUAGGAAGAGCCCUCAGCCAAAGCAAUGGCCAUGGGUGUUCCUGACGCUUCUCCCAGAGGCAGUAGCAGGAUCUCAGCACAGGACUCAGGGCUCAGAGCGUUUCAAGUACCAAAAUCCCCCCCGUCUCAGCCCCCGUGCACUGCAGCCGCGGCCCCAGCACCAGCCUCCCAAGGGAGAAGCAGUGCUGAGGCAUCCGCAGCGCUCGCCCUGUGCCCGUCCUCAUCCUCUUGCUUUCCAGGACAAGGACGACUGGGACUGGGAUUUCCUGGGGACAUCGAAACCCAGUUCUGGCCCAGGGAAGAUGCCCGUGAAACGUGGCACUGAGCGCAGCUCUGAGACAACAGCAGAACAGAGCAGCAGGAAAGAGCUGCCCCCACGCCAGACGCCCCUGCGCACCGUGGCCCCGGUCCAGAGGAGGAAGACGUCGAUGUUCGAAGAUGCUGAAGACGACGACCUGUUGGAUGUGCUGAGACGUGGCAAAGGCCCAAAAAAAGAAGAGGAGCUCCGGCCAGCGUGCUCCACGCUGGACGACUUGUUCGGACGAGGCUCCGCGGCCAAAGUCCUGGAAAAGCCAGGUACGGGAGAGCAUAGGGAGUUCAAAGUGGAUAAAAACUCCCAGAAGCAGGCAGAGGAGGAAGAGCGCGGGGACAAGAAGGAGCUUGUCUUCGGAGAGUACAAGCCCUCGAUGGGCUCCAGGCCCGCGGUCCAGCCGGCGAUGGGGCAGUUGGUGAGGUUUUCUGCCAACAGCAGCAGCGAAACAAACCCAGAGCCCCGCUCCACACCUCGUCCUCCCCGCAGACGGAACCCCGUGCGGAGGAGAAGGGCCGGAGACGACUGGCUGGGCUGGGAGGAUGAGGAUUUCAUGGACCCCGCCAGCCAGCUCGGGGCUGCAGAGGAGGCAGCACCUAAACCCGACCCAAUGGACUGGCUGAUCGAUGCCUUGGCUCGCAGGAGAGCCGAAGAACAGGCCAAGGCACAGGAGACAAAGGCCGAGCCCACGGAGACCCAGGAGAAGAAAGCCAAGCGCUCAGAGACUGAGGAGAAAAAGGCCGAGCCCUCGGAGGCCCAAGAGAAAAAGAACGAACCCUCGGAGGCCCAAGACACAACGGCCGAGCCCUCAGAGACCGCGGGCGAAGGGCCGGGUCCCCGCUCUCCCGGCAGCCAGCUGGCCGCCUCCCCAGCAGCAUCGGACUGUCGGGCAGAGCUGCUGAGCGCCCAGGCCCGUGUGGCAGAGCUGGAGAGCCAGGUCCGGAUGCUGGAGGAGGAGCGGGCGCAGCAGAAAGUGUUAUUGGAGAGUGCCCAGCGGCAGCACCAGGAGCACCUGGAUGUCCAGGAGAGCAGCCACAGGACCUCAGUGAACGUAAUGAAGGACAACUAUGAGCAGCAGGUGGAGAUGCUGCGGCGGCAGAACGAGCAGCUGGUGGCUCAGCUGCGGCAGGAGCGGCAGGACACGGCGCGGGAUCGGGCAGAGCUGCUGGCACAGCACCGGCUGGAGCUGCAGCAGCUGCGGGAGCAGCACCGGCUGGAGCUGCAGCAGCUGCGGGAGCUGCAGAGGGAGUCUGUCGAGGAACUGCGCAAGAAACACGAGGAGCAGCUCCAGCACAUCAAGUGGCUGAAAGAGAGAGAGAUGGAUGUGCUGACCGGCACCAUUACACACAUGAGGUCUCUGGACAGCAUCACUGAGAGGAUGGAGAAGUUCUCCAGUGACCUGCAGAACGUGUGCAGGAGGAGCAUGGAGGAGGAGCAGAGCCGUGUCCAGGAGCUGGUGGCCAACACGCAGGCCAGGCUGGGCGAGCAGACUUGGCUGCUGGAGCAGGAGCGGGCAGAGCUGAAGAUCCAGCGCCAGGAGCUGAAAGCCAAGGAGGAGCAGCUGGCGAGAGACAGGCAGAGGCUGGACGAGGCCUGGCAAGAAAUGCGGCUGGAGAAGGAGAAGGUGAUCGGGGCCAUGCAACCUGUCCAGAAGCAGCAGGAGAUGAUUAGAAGCACAAAGGAGCUCUUGGCCCAGAAGCACGCAGAGGGGGAGCGAGCCCUGGGGGAGGCACGCAGGAUGCAGUCCGAGUUCUGGGACAAGCUGCAGGUCCUGCAGCAGCAGGAGGAGCAGCUGAAGCAGCGGGAGGAGCAGCUGAGGCAGGAGAAGGAGCAGCUGAGGCAGGAGAAGGAGCAGCUGAAGCAGCAGAAGGAGCAGCUGAGGCAGGAGAAGGAGCAGCUGAAGCAGUUGCAGGAGCAGAUGAAUCAGCAACAGGAGCAGAUGAAGCAACAGCUGGAGCAGAUGAAGCAGCAGCCAGAGCAGCUGAAGCAGCAGCUGCAGCAGCUGAAGCAGGAACAGGAGCAGCUGAAGCAGGAAAAGGCCUCCGUAUCUUCCAUGUUCAGUGCCCAGAUGCAGCUGCUGAAGUUCCAGGCCCAGCAGGGGAACAAAGAGUUAGAGACGCAGAGAAUCUUCUUGGAGAACCUGAAGAAAUUACGAUACAACAUUUCACGGCUGUCAACAACCCCUCCAUCCUCCUCCCGUUCUGUGGACGAUACCAUUGAGUAUACACAUGCAUUAAUAGGGGCCCUGAGGAAAGCAUCUCCACCUGUGCAAGUAGUCAAUCUGUCCUCCAUUCUCCGGCCUCCCAUUACUUUCAAGACCCUUUAAUCAGGCUCUGCCCCAGUGUCCAUUCUGUCAGCUCUGCUUCUGACAUGACUUGUAAUAACAUCGGAUGUGAGACUGUGGGUACGCGUUAGAGGCCUCAAGGACUGCAGGAGUUCGCUUGGACACUUCACCUCUGCCCGCGUCCCGACCGUCCUCCCUUCUCUGGAUGAAGAGAAGCCGCUAAAUUAAUGUGGACUCUGAGACCGCGCAGCAGCGGCUGAGCACGGCUCACCAGAGGAGAUGGAGUGAACAGCCCCGCGAGGAGCUGCCCGACCGCCCUGUGACACCGCUGACCGCAGCCCAGGACCUCGGCGCCCCGACUGAGGG